This is a messenger RNA of Glarea lozoyensis ATCC 20868, 1740 nucleotides long. RefSeq names its product FAD/NAD(P)-binding protein. The transcript has 7 exons. The record is from RefSeq and is a predicted model, not a curated record. Bases 1 to 1740 code for a protein of 579 amino acids. NCBI's taxonomy places the organism in Eukaryota, Fungi, Ascomycota, Leotiomycetes, Helotiales, Helotiaceae. Gene Ontology annotation, molecular function: flavin adenine dinucleotide binding; oxidoreductase activity, acting on CH-OH group of donors.
AUGGGUUCAAUCCGAGAGGAAUACGAUUUUGUCAUCGUAGGAGCCGGUCCCUCUGGCUCAGUCCUUGCAUCUGGACUUGCUCGCACCAGUAAAAAGCCAUCAGUUCUACUCAUCGAAGCAGGCUCGGUCAAUGACAAUGUGGAGUACACGGUACCCGCAGACCGGUUUUCUCUGGCUUUUUCGCAGCCAUCCCUGAACUGGGGUUACAAAACGGCCCCCCAGACUCAUCUGAAAGGCCAAGAGGUCGAUUAUUCUAGGGGAAAGGGUUUGGGUGGAAGCUCUGCUAUUAACUUCAGCUGUUGGAUUUUGGGUUCUAGUGACGAUUAUGAUGCAUGGGCUGAUAUGACUGGGGACGAUGCGUGGAAAUGGGACGGGAAAGACGGAGUGAAAGAGAGGAUUAAGAAGAUAACGACCUACCAUACUGAAGUUAGAGAGGAGCAUAGGAAGUUCAUUGACCCGAAGCCUGAAGGUUAUCACGGAACCUCUGGGCCACUUCAUCUGAGUUACGCAGAUCCAUGGGAAAAGGGACUAGAGAAUGUAUUUAUUGCGGCAGAGGAAGUUGGAAUGCCACUUAACAAAGAUGUUCUGGAAGUCAAUAGCGGGAAUCCGAUUGGUAUGGGAAUGGGUGCUGGUUGCAUGUAUGCCGGAGCUCGUACAACAGCCGCUGUUUUCUUAAAAGAUCCGCCUUCGAACCUGACGAUCAUGACUGAUGCACCAAUACACAAAGUUAUCGUCGAUGAGUCAAAAACGGCAAAGGGAAUCUUGACUAUAAAUGGCCGCCAAAUAUACGCCAACAAGGAAGUUAUUCUUUCCGCUGGUGCACUGAACACUCCUCAGCUUCUCCUGCUCUCCGGUAUUGGGCCACGCUCAGAGCUGGAAAAACACAACAUUCCAGUCAUCCACGAGAUGUCUCAAAUUGGACAGAAUCUUCAAGAUCACUCUUUCGUCGGCAGUACGCUUAUUCUAAAGGAAGGAACGAAUGACCGCAUGAUUCAUGAAGGUGAUGUUGAAGGAGUGAAAAAGCUAAGAGAGCAGCAUGCCAUAGACAAGUCUGGUGUGUUGAAUAGUAUGUAUUGCAGCACUCCGAUGGGCUUUUUCAAGAGCGACGCGAUUCUCAAUAGCGAGGAAUUUAAGUCACUUGAUAAGGCAGAGCAAGAAAGAAUCAAUGGGGCGACAGUUCCGCACUUCGAGAUCGCAACUCACAUCCCACCACUUUAUUUGGGAGACUACGAACUCAAGCCCAACGAUGCCUACCUUUGUGCUCUUGCCUUCAUCAUGAACCCGCAAGCAACCGGUUCAGUUACGCUGAGAUCUGCAGACCCAUCUGCCAAUCCAAUUAUCCAACCAAAUCUUGCAAACCAUCCUUUUGACAGAAGAGUGAUUAUCGAGGCGCUGCGAGAGAUGUGGAAAUUACUCGAGGCGCCAGUUUUGAAAAAGGAUACCGUACAGAUGGUCGGUGUACCAAAGGGCAGAAGCGAUGAAGAAAUCUGGGAUUACGCUUCUGGCUGUUUAGCGAGUUCCUGGCACAUGUGCAGUACAGUCAAGAUGGGGAAGCCUGACGAUACCACUGCUUCUACAGAUACUGAUUUCCGGCUUCGUGGCAUUAAGAACCUCAGAGUUGUCGAUUUGAGUGUCAUGCCUUUCUUGGUGAGCAAUCACACACAAUCAACAGCAUACUUAGUCGGCCAGACUGCUGUGGAGAAAAUGAUGAAGGAAUAUGGGUUAGAGGAAAGUGUUUAA